AUGAAGUUUGUCAAAUCAUUGAUUAGAUCAAUUAUUGCAUCACCAAAACAACUUCAUUAUGAUUCUAAUUUAAACUUGUACUUGGAUUUAGCAUACAUUACACCACAAUUGAUAGUUUCGUCAGCACCAACAACAACUUAUCUUGAAUCGUGGUAUCGAUAUCCUUUAUCAGAUUUGAUCACCUACUUGGAAACAAAUCAUAAUCAACAUUGGCAUUUGUUUAAUUUCCGUGGUGAGGAUCCUGGUUAUAAGGAUGAAGAUGUACAAUUUAAAGUCAGUCAUUAUCCAUUUCCUGAUCAUUUCCCUCCACCCAUUCAGUAUAUGAUAGAUGCAUCUGACGAAAUUGAUCAGUUUUUGAGUGCAAGUGAUGACAAUAUGGCAGUGUUGCAUUGCAAAGCUGGUAAAGGAAGGCUGGGUACUAUGUGUUGUGCUUAUUUAAUGUUGUCAGGGAUGAAACAAGGACACACCAUUGAUGUUGAGAGUGUAAUUAGGAUUUAUACUGAAAGACGGAUGCGCAAGUUUGGUGGUGAUGGUGUCAGCAUAGUGAGCCAAAAGAGGUAUUUACAAUAUUGGAAUGAAUAUUUGAAAUCCAAUGAAUUGAAACAACAAUAUUCGCUGUGGAGCAAAGUCCACAAACAGCUUCCAAUUUACAAGGUCAUAUUUCGCAAUUGUAUACGGGAAUCACUCCCGUUUAGUAUAUCUCAGUACAAAAAAGUACAAGAGAGUAACAGAAUCAACACCAUUGUUGAAACUCUGGCGACACAGGUUUCCAGCGACUUUACUAACUUAAUUAGAGAAGGAAGAGAUUUAGUCUAUACCCUUCGAGAUCCCAUUGAAGUAGGUGAAGAUGUCAUGAUUGGUAUUGGGAGCUUUAGCUACUUAUGGUUCAACACCUUCUUUGAACAUAUAAACACGACUAAAACGUCAUGUUCAUUUCCAUGGGAAGGCAUUGACGGAUUCAAAGGUACUAAACAACAAGGUUUUAAAUUGUUUGAUAGAGUAGAGAUUCAUUUCUUUGUGUAG
Molecule: messenger RNA, 1023 nt
Organism: Lodderomyces orthopsilosis Co 90-125
Lineage: Eukaryota; Fungi; Ascomycota; Pichiomycetes; Serinales; Debaryomycetaceae
Gene: TEP1
Product: putative phosphatidylinositol-3,4,5-trisphosphate 3-phosphatase
Exons: 1
Coding region: 1-1023 (340 amino acids)
Biological process (GO): negative regulation of cell population proliferation; cell motility; regulation of phosphatidylinositol 3-kinase/protein kinase B signal transduction
Cellular component (GO): nucleus; cell projection; plasma membrane
Molecular function (GO): phosphatidylinositol-3,4,5-trisphosphate 3-phosphatase activity; protein tyrosine phosphatase activity
Source: RefSeq, a predicted model, not a curated record